Molecule: messenger RNA, 2036 nt
Organism: Macroventuria anomochaeta
Lineage: Eukaryota; Fungi; Ascomycota; Dothideomycetes; Pleosporales; Didymellaceae
Exons: 1
Coding region: 5-1807 (600 amino acids)
Biological process (GO): negative regulation of phosphatase activity; negative regulation of transcription by RNA polymerase II
Molecular function (GO): chromatin binding; phosphatase inhibitor activity; transcription corepressor activity
Source: RefSeq, a predicted model, not a curated record
CACGAUGGCCGCGUCUGCUCAAAGCACGUUAGAGGGCAUCGAGCGUCGCCGCGCGCAGCUCCAGGAGAGCGUUGACAAGCUACGGCGCGCCCUCACCCACUGGACAACAUGGGAGGCCGAGUAUCAGAUGUUCAAGGAGGAGAUAGAGACGGCCGAUGACCCCUCCCGAUCACAGAUGCGCACCAUAGCGCAGGAUCUCGAGGCUUCUCUGCUGAAUGAGAAGGAGGUCAACGAGCUCCUCGGCAAAGACCGCACUGCUAACCAAGUCGUUGACCUCGUUCAACGGCGCAUUGACUAUGUACAGCAGAACAGCGUUGGCGUCGAAAAGCAGCUCGAUGCUGUUGAGAAGCAACUUGCAGGCGUCGACGUCCUGUUAGAUCCCGGUGUGGACAAUGAAGAGGGGUUGCCCAUGAUGGACAUUGAGGAAGAGUUGGACGAAGAGGGCAACGCCAUCUCGAGCUCGGUCAACCAGACGGGAAAGGGCGCUGCCGAGGUCGUCGAAGCGUUGCGCAAAGCUGGCUUGCAGAAGGCGGACCUGGAGAGGAUGAUGCAGGGUGUCGGGCAGAAGCAGACACCUUCGGCCGACGGCCCUCCAGCUCUAGCAUCCUCAGCGCCCGCUGCAACUGAAGCACAGCCUAGUCCAGCCGAAUCUCCGUCUGAGACUCAAACCAAGCCUGAAGUGCCGGAGACCACAAAGAGGUCUGUGUCUUUCGCGAACGAAGUCGAAGUCGAAGUCGAACCGUCAAGAGCUCGAGUCGCGCUCGAGAAGGAUGGCUACAACGACGACUUGGAAGCUCUGAAUUUCACCCAAGGGACCAAAGUCAUCGAGCUCGACCAGGACGACAACCUGGUCGCUUCGUAUCCCAUCAUCCCACAGGGCGAGUCACCGGAGGACGCCGAGUUGCGGCGGCAAAUGCUCCAGUACGGCCUGUCGGAAGUUGGACAAGUCGUUGCAGAGCUCGACCUCGAUCACCCUACAGCAGAGUACUCAGACUUCGAUGACGACGACGAAGACGACGACGAAGAAGAAGAAGAAGAGGACGAGUACGGGCGCAGCACCAGGCCUGCUGUCACAGACGACUACCGGCAGCAGAUGCUGGAGCUAGAGCGGAAGCUGAAUGCUCGCAUGCUCGAGAACGUCGGACCUCGUUCUGAGGACGACGACACUGUGGAGCAAGCGGAGAGUGUGCGCCUGCUGAAGGUCCAGAGGGACGACAAGUUCGACGACACCAUGAGUGCGGCGAAACCUAAGACAGCGGGCUCGCAGUCCGGGAAGAAGGGCGUUCGUUUCGCUGAUGACCUCGACAUCUCUGCAACUCCACAGCCAGUCCGAGCACCGGAAGCCAGUUCAACGUCAUCGAAGCCAGCCCCAACCAUGUCAGACGUUGUCGUCGAGCGACCCGCACAGCCAUUCCAAGCACCCACAGCUCCCCUCCAGUCAGCGAAGGUGUCGCGCUUCAAGAGCUCUCGCGCAACGCCUCAACCUCCUCGGAUGCUUCCAAACCCGCAAAUCUACGAGCCGCCGCCCGUGCCUGCUGGCCCUGCCGGUCGUCCAUUGGCCAACACAGUCGUCGAGCACAUCCCAUCGUCGUCGGAGCCGGCUGCCCCUGACGAGUUCGACGCUGCGGUGCUCAACCGCGAGAUACAGGCUGAGUACCACAAGGCACGGAACAGGUUCAUCCAGCAACAGGGCGGCUUCAAGCCCACCGAAGAAGACCAAGCCAGCCCGAUCGUGGAAGAGAGGAACGGGAAGACGAAGAAAGUGAGUCGGUUCAUGGCGGCCAAGCUGAGGGCUGAGGGUAUGUAACCGUCGAUAUACCGAGCAACGCGAGGUUGUGGUGUUUCCGUCUCCCGUUCCGUCUCCCGUUCCGUCUCCCGUCCUUUCUCCCUUGUUGGUCACUCGAGAAGUGAUGCUGUGAUGUCAGGAACCAUUCAUGCCUGUGGGGGACACCUAUCUUAUGUGUCAGAUCCCACAUUACAUGGGUCCAAGAACAACCACCAACGAAGCACUCUGACGUGGCUGGCCUGUGCCUUCC